AGAAAGAACAGUCUAACAGCAUUCGUGCCCGAUAUUUCUUUUGGCAUCUCCAUCUUCCAUCGCAGAUAGCUCCUAAUGUCCCAGCAUGCUCUUCUCGUAAUCUCAUUAAUGGCUAUGGUAAAGCCAGGAGAUUCAAAGAAGAAAUAAGCGUUGAGAGAGAGAGAGAGAGAGGGAGAGAGAGAAGAGAGAGAUUUAAUGAUUUAUAACCUCGCUUUAUUUGCCCUUCCCUAUUUGGCUGCGUUCCGUUUACCAUAAAGAUUCCUUUGUCAUAACCCUUUCCAUAUCUGUUUUUGCUAACUUAUCGCUUCUCUCCACUUUCUGAUUGCUUACAAACCCUACUGCCAUAGUAUUCCUCUCUCUCUUUCACGCACUGCCCUGUAUCUGGAUUUGGGAAAUUCGUUUAUUUCCUAAUAAUUUUACUUCAAACUAUGGUUUUUUGUUUCAAUUCAAAGCCUUGGGAGGAAAAAAGACUGACUUGGAGGAUCUGCUCAAGUAGGCUUUCUUGGCCCCUAAGGGUUGAAAGUUGAAAUCCGCUUUCUUUAGUGUUUGUAUUUUUACCCUCGAAGGAUUUGGUUUGGUCAUCUCUCAGCUUUUCUUUACCUGGUUCGCGCUUCUAGUCCAAGGUCUUGGUGAAGAUGACCGUUGAGGAGAAGAGAGGGAUCAUGGGGAGAGAAGAAGGCCCUGGAGAUAACUUUCCCGUUGGAAUGCGCGUGCUUGCCGUGGAUGAUGAUCCUAUCUGCUUGAAGGUGUUGGAGACUCUGCUGAUUCGCUGCCAAUACAAUGUUACAACGACGAAUCAGGCAAUCAAGGCCCUGAAUAUGUUGAGGGAGAAUAAAGACAAGUUUGAUCUGGUUAUUAGCGAUGUUCACAUGCCCGACAUGGAUGGAUUUAAGCUUUUGGAGCUGGUGGGCCUUGAAAUGGACCUCCCUGUUAUAAUGUUGUCUGCCAAUGGAGAAACCAAAGCAGUAAUGAAGGGGAUAACUCAUGGGGCGUGUGACUAUCUACUCAAACCAGUUCGAAUCGAAGAGCUCAAAAAUAUUUGGCAGCAUGUUGUGAGGAGGAGAAAGUUUGAUCGCAAGGAGCGUCGUAGUCUUGAUAAUGGGGAGGACUGUGAGAAACUCCAAGCUGCAAAUUCUGAAGGUACACAAGCUACUGAUGCCAAUGGACCUGUGAAUGACAAUGGAAAAGUUAAUAGGAAGAGGAAGGAACAGAAUGAUGAAGAUGAAGACGACUAUGAAGAAGAUACUCAUGAAAGUGAAGACCCAUCAAGCCAGAAAAAGCCAAGGGUUGUUUGGUCUGUUGAGCUUCACCGCAAAUUUGUUGCUGCUGUCAACCAAUUGGGAGUUGAAAAGGCUGUUCCUAAGAGGAUACUAGAUAUUAUGAACGUUGAUAAGCUCACAAGAGAGAAUGUUGCAAGCCAUUUACAGAAAUAUAGGCUCUACCUUAAAAGACUAAGUGCAGUGGCUAGCCAGCACGCUAACAUGGCUGCUGCUCUAGGAGGAAGAGAUACCUCAUAUCUACAUAUGGGGUCAUUUAAUGGUUUCACGAAUUUUCAUGGCUUGACUCCAUUCCAACCAAGUGGAGUGUCAAAUAGAACAAACCCAAAGUUACCAGGUCUGCCUGGACUUGCUCCUGGAAUGGUUCAAAUCGGUCAAACUCGGCACAGCACAAACAUUCCCAUGAAUGAUCUCUCUAAGUUUCAGCAUAUAGCUGUUCCUGUAAACCAACAUGAGAAUUUGUUUCAGGGUAUCCCAACAUCAUUGGAGCUAGACCAUCUACAACAAAAACAAAAAGGGAUAAAUGAAUUGAAUAACCACUUGCAAGGUGUUUUCUCUGGUGCCUCCAACAGCAAUUUGAUUUGCGCAACAAACAAAUCUUUGUUAUUGCAAGGACAUCAUCAGCAAACACAGUUGAGGGAGAUAGGCAAUCAACCUCCAGUUGCAAUUCGAUCGACUGGUGUAGAUCGACUUGAAAUGGGCAGUGUUGUGUCUGCUCAUUUGCCUGAUCUUAGUAAAUGCAGCGAAACAUGGCAAAAUACUCCGUCGUUGAAUGUGUAUGGUGUCAACAGUUUGUCUACUGGAGUACCCUAUAAUGAUGAUAGUAUGAUUUCGAGCAACAUGGGAACUUCCCUCGCUUCAACAGUUGCACAGUUGCAUGGAAACCCUUUGAAUAUGUCCUCAAAAAACUUAUUGGUAACAACUCAGGAUUCUUUAAUUCGACGUGACAUGCAAUGCCAAACUAGUUCACUUGGUGGGACUACAUUACUUAUGUCUUCAGGAAUCGCAGACCCAAAAUUCUUAAGUUUCAAAAGUUCAGGAAAUGUUGAGCAGAAAUCAAAUGAUCCUAAACAGCAGCAGAAUGCCCUUGGACCAAAUAUGGCAUUCAGUUCUUCCUGUAACUCUACAUUAUCAAAUCAGACCCUUCUCAAUAAUGUUGCUGAAACUCAGAGGUUGAAAAAUCGAAUUUAUAACAAAAAAAUGGAUACAAUUAUGAUAAACCAGCCAAGUUUAGAUACUGCAUUCAUCACACAAUAUGCCAAGACGGAUAAAUCACAUUGUGAUAAUCGGCUUACAUUUUGUGAAGAUAACAUGUUUGGGUCAUCAAAGAUGCAGGGUGACUUUGUCUCAAAUAAUUGCAACUUUGAUGACCUAAUGAAUUCAACGAUCAAGCCGGAGAGAGAUGACAUCGGAUUCGUCGUCGAUGGAGAAUUAGGCUCUGAUCUCUUCUCUUUGAGCACUUGCUUAUGACAAUCUUCAUAGAAUGGUGUUCGAGCUGCAGGAUGACUUAUCAAGUCGACAUGUUUUAAACUUCGAUGAGUUGUUUGGUCCACGACCUUUUUCCCAUUUCUCUGCUGUAUAGCCAGCCAUUAGAGGAUAGCAGGAAAACUGUGAGCUCUUUGUUUAAUAUGUUGUUUUCCUUAGAAUUUUGUACUCGACUAGUUUUUAUACUGAUAUGAUGAUUCCAGGCGUCUGCUUUGGGCUUGUGGUCAGAAGCUUGAACAGAGAGCUAUGAAACUUCAUAAUGGAGUGUUAAAUUCUUUUUUUCCUUUCUCCCAAAGGUUAAAUAAUGUAUUUAAAUUUUAAUCUUA
Molecule: messenger RNA, 3088 nt
Organism: Dendrobium catenatum
Lineage: Eukaryota; Viridiplantae; Streptophyta; Magnoliopsida; Asparagales; Orchidaceae
Product: two-component response regulator ORR22
Exons: 6
Coding region: 636-2747 (703 amino acids)
Biological process (GO): cytokinin-activated signaling pathway; phosphorelay signal transduction system
Molecular function (GO): DNA binding; DNA-binding transcription factor activity
Source: RefSeq, a predicted model, not a curated record